Messenger RNA from Larimichthys crocea (large yellow croaker), 2313 nucleotides. Its product is annotated as homeobox protein Hox-D9b. The transcript has 2 exons. Gene Ontology annotation, biological process: regulation of transcription by RNA polymerase II; proximal/distal pattern formation; embryonic skeletal system morphogenesis. Gene Ontology annotation, molecular function: RNA polymerase II cis-regulatory region sequence-specific DNA binding; DNA-binding transcription factor activity, RNA polymerase II-specific. Lineage: Eukaryota; Metazoa; Chordata; Actinopteri; Sciaenidae. The record is from RefSeq and is a predicted model, not a curated record. Bases 1347 to 2285 code for a protein of 312 amino acids. Gene Ontology annotation, cellular component: nucleus.
UAUUUCUUUAUUUUUCUCCUCUCUCCCUCAUUAGUUUUGGGAGAAGUUGUUUUUCUGGUUUGUUGUUCUCCAUAAAAAUAACUCUAUACCUUGUAUUGAUAACUGUGAUAAGCUGAUCGCCAAUAAUCAAAUAAUAAUAAUAAUAAAAGAAAGAAAGAAAGAUGAGGUGCCUGCAGAGCUCAGGUGUGUCUAUUUUUAUUGAUGGAUUUAUUACAGCUCAUGAUAAAAUGCACUAUAUGCUAUAUAUACUAUAUAUAAGUUUGUGGCCAGCAGGUGGCGCUAAGGGUGCGCAGGAAAACCCACAACAAAACAAAAAAAAAAAGCAGCGAUCAAGGUCUAUGUUAGAACACGGGCUUUAAGCCACGCCCCCUAUGCUGCACGUCAUCCUCUCCUCUGGCCAAUGAGAUUUCACGUUCACAACAUCGACACGAUGACGGCUGAUGGAAGUCUUUGAAUUAAUUAACAAAUAUUUGUGAUAUUCUGAAUUUAGACAAAUGGAUUCGCCUUUUUUUUUUAAACUUAUCCAACCAAAUUAGGAUUUAAAAUGUUCAUUUAGAUAAUUAAUCCUUAAGUCCACACUCACCAGAACUGUUUUUUAAUUGGACAGAGCAGAUCUCAACAUCAGAACAUGCAAAGAGGGUUUAAAAAUGUAAAAUCCGCGUAAUUACGCACGGAUCCGUGCGUAAUUACGCGGAUUUUACAUGUUAAACCCUCUUUCCAUGCUUGGUUAAUAAAUUGGCUACAGAGUGUGUAACAAAAUAAAAACAAAGACCUGAGUCCACUCACACAAAUCCAGCUGAACACAAUAUUUUUGUAUUUUUUGGGCGCUCACGAGUGGAGAGUUUUCUCAAUAAAACGCACAAAAUGUUCCCUGAAAAGCUCAAAAAUCACUUGUCCAAAGACAAAGAGCCAAAGCCCAUCUCUCCUCUGGCAACACACACACACACACACACACACACACACACACACACACACACACACACACACACACUUCACACAGGCUUGUAAAAGGACUCCCCGCUCCUCUUUAUUCAGCUUGUAAAAGCAUGUUUCAAGUGCAGACUUUUAAAAAGCGAUGUGCUACAUCCAGGCCCGCCUGGCAGCAGGAUAGUCGGCCUACUAUCACAUUUCUGAGCACAAAGAAUUCUUUGAUUUAUUCCCUAUUACUGGGUAAAUACAGUCCAACCAUGUGAUCCUCGGUGUAACCAAUGGGCAGCCGAGAAGAAGGUAAGGGCAGGAAAAAAAAAUUACUACCAUUUUAGGGGAGGAUGUAAGCCACUAUACCAGCCCAUCUAACGUUUUACAGUCGCACUUAAGUGUCUUUUUAUUGAAAUAAUAAAAUAAACAUGUCGCUAACGAAUUAUUAUUCCAUGAUGGGGCUCCAGACCGAGGAGCCGUACGGUGCACAUUUCAUCCCGGGAGGCUUGCAGGGUUCGACGGCCGGCUGCGCAAAGCCAGCCCGUGGCGCGGAGGAAGAGGAGGGGACCCCCGGCUCACACAUUCCGGAUUUUUCACAUUUUUCCAACAAACAAACGAGUUUAAACGGCUUCUCUCCGUGGACAAACACCUCCACGUCCUCUUCAUCCUCCUCUCCGCAGCUACAGUCCACCCCAGGCGCCUCCAUCCCCGGCCUUUUUCACCCACACCACCUCCUGAGCCACCACCACCCGUACUACGGCCCGCAGACGCAGACGCACACCGAGCACCUCGCGUCUUCGGCCGCCACCGAGAGUAGAUUCGUCCGCUGCUGGGAGGGGGCGACUCCCACCUCGGAGACCUCUCUGUCACAUGCGUCCGCCGGCUUUCCCGCGGGGUGUCUCCCCGCUCAGGGUGACCUCUCCAAUCCGAGCGCGAGGUUUGAGGCGGUUAAACCCGAGAAUUCCCCUCCUCCGUCACACGACAGCCCCGUGGAUUCCAGCUUCGCCAGCCCGACCGAGGUGGUCCUGGAGCGGCUUGGCACCGUGGAGGAGCUGGGGAGGAAAGCGGAGCCCAAAAAAGAAGACGAGGAGAGAAAACCACAGCAGCAGCAGCUGGACCCGGAAAACCCCUCAGCCAGUUGGAUCCACGCCAAGUCCACCAGGAAGAAAAGGUGCCCGUACACCAAACACCAAACCCUGGAGCUGGAGAAGGAGUUCCUCUACAACAUGUACCUGACCAGAGACCGGCGCCUGGAGGUGGCGGGACUCUUAAAUCUGACAGAGAGACAGGUCAAGAUCUGGUUCCAGAACAGACGCAUGAAGAUGAAGAAGCUGAUGACCCGGGAGAGGAGGAAUGUGAAUGAAUGAUGGACUUUUCUUCUUCUCACGUUGGAGG